AAGUGGGACAGCUUUAGAGCUUGAACUCAACAACAAGCCCUCCGGCUGGCCCGUCACAGCCAGUUGUUCUUUUCUUUUCCUCUCCCUCUUUUUUUGGGAGUCCUGUUCUGUUUUUUCUCGCCCUGUGCCUGCAGUCCCAGUGUGGGUGGGUGUGUCGACGCGGGCCACUGUAGCCCAGUCGCUGCUUGUGCGCACUCUGAAAAAGAGGAAAAAGUUGGUGAUGAGUUUAGUGUGAAGCGGCCGCCUCGGAGCAGGCAACCGACUCGGAAUGGCAGUCUGGACCCGAGCGGACAAAAACGGUCAACUGGACCUUCUGCUCCGCGACCGCUGGAUCCGAGUGACCGCCGAACUCACCCGAGAAACGUUGACUUUAACGGCCGAAGCGGAGCUACCCGGGCAGGGGGGCAAUCACUGGGACUACAGCAACUCUUCGGCGGGCCUGCGAAAUGGCAUGUCGAACGGAAACGACCCGGGAACGAGUCCGGGGAACCUUGGACGUGGUCACACCCCGGGUCAGGACCAACUCCAGAACCAGAACCAUGGGGGUAAGGGGCGCAGCGGCAGCCCGGGGCGCGGGGUUGUUAGUCGGGGUCAACACGACGGCAACUACGGUCUUAACAGCCCCGGGAAGUACCCGAAUAACGGCACAAACUCUGACUUCGGAAGCCCCGGAUCUAGCUACGGCAGUCCCGGGUCCAGCUUCGGGUCGAGACAAGGCGACAUUCCCGUCAGUUUGGACGGGCCCUCGGAAGCUGUGCGUAAAGUUCGAGUUGUCAAACAGGAGUCUGGCGGGCUGGGGAUCAGUAUCAAGGGGGGGCGCGAAAACCGGAUGCCCAUCCUCAUUUCCAAGAUCUUCCCGGGGCUCGCCGCCGACCAGAGCCGGGCUCUCCGGGUAGGCGACGCGAUCAUGUCGGUGAAUGGGAACGACCUCCGGGAGGCAACGCACGACCUGGCGGUCCAGGCGCUGAAGAAGGCGGGGAAAGAAGUCACGCUGGAGGUGAAAUACAUCCGUGAGGUUUCUCCGCUCUUCAAGAAGCCAUGCCUGGUGGCCGACCUACCGUGGGACGGCGUCCGCCCCCAGUCGCCCAGCUACAGCGGCAGCGAGGACUCCGGCUCGCCCAAACACAGCGGUUCUUCCUCCUCCAAAGACAGAAAGGUCAUAAGCCUGAAGAUGUGCUUCAUCAGCAGGAACCUCACCAUGCCAGAUCUGGAGAACAGACUGCUGGAGCUCCAUUCCCCAGACGGCCAGCACACCGUGGUGCUGCGUUGUAAAGACGGCCCCACCGCCAACUCCUGGUUCACUGCCGUCCACACCAACAUUGCCGCUCUGUUGCCACACACCCUGGCUCACGUAAACGCUUACCUGGGGGCCUCGUCUCCUGCCUCCACACACCCCCAUCUCAAACACAUUGGCUGGUUGGCUGAACAGGUCCAGCUGGAAGGUGGACGGCAGCAGUACAAGCCCGUGGUCAUGGCGCUGACGGAGAAGGACAUCCUGCUGUUUGAAUCAGUGCCGUGGAGCAGAGAGUCCUGGUCCAUGCCUCUGCUCACACAUCCACUGCUAGCCACAAGACUCGUUCAUUCCGGCAGCACCCGGGGUUCUCCAGCCCAGGGUUCAGACCUGGAGUUUGCCACUCGGACGGGCACAGGGCGGGGAAUUGAAUCCCACAUCUUCCGAGUGGAGACCCACUGGGAUCUGUCUUCAUGGACACGAGCCCUCGUGCAGGGGGCACACACUGCCGCUGAGCUCAUCAAAGAAGUCUCUAUUGGCUGCACGUUGAACAGACAGGAUGUUCGGCUGACGCUGCACUACGAGAAGGGCUUCACUGUGACGAGGGAGCCGGCAGAUCCAGCCGGGGGCGCCGUGCUGUACAGAUACCCCUACGAGAAGCUCAAAAUGUCAGCCGAUGAUGGAAUACGCAACCUCUACCUUGACUUUGGAGGUCCGGAGGGAGAAAUGGUAUUUGACCUCCACUCGGGUCCGAAGCCGGUGGUGUUUGUCCUCCACUCCUUCCUGUCGGCCAAGCUCACCCGUCUGGGCCUGCUGACGUGAAGCGACCAACAGCAGCGGCGUGGACCAGAGGCCGGGCCCGGGCACAGCGAGGAGGGGGAAAGGCGCUCCCAAAGUUCUGAUACUGGGAGUUGAUUUUUUUCUUUUCUUUUUUCUCUCCAAUGUCUCCAUUCACAGCUGAAGCUGCAGGGAAGAUUUAACACGCGAGUCAUAUUUCUGGUUGUCUGAAAUUGGUGCCUUCUCUUCCAACUUUCUACUCAGCCUCUCGCAGUCAUUUGGAUUGCAAGGUCAGGUAAAAAGGAAGUGGCACUUUGCCUGAAGUCACACUGUGUAAGAGACAAAAAGCUUUUAACAAUCCCAGAAGAGCUCCGAUGCUGUGAUGUGAGAUUCCAUUACCAGUGCACUUCAAGCCAAGUGUUACUAAAAUAUAUUAAGGAAAGGACGGAUUUUUAGACAAUUAAUACACAGCCAAGCACAGAUUGGUUAAUGUUACCUGAUUUUACUCUAUGCCUAUCAUUCCAUGAACGCCUUCCAAUGUACUUUGGGGUCUUUUUAAUGUAUAUUAGUUUGUCUUUGUGAAGACGUGAGUGAAAGACGCCAUUUUAAAAAUCAGAAUGCAGUUAGCUGAGCGGAGAGGGUGUAAAGGAAGAAAGGUGUGUGUGUGUGUGUGUGUGUGUGUGUGUGUGUUCAGUCUCUCUAUACUACACGUUUCUGUUGGCUUGGUAGUGUGCCUGCUGUCUGAUAUUAACCUUUUUUAGCACAUUAUCCCAAACUACUGUUGUAAUCAGGAGUGCCAACUGUGCCUUUUCCAUGUAGUCAGACACUCUUUGUAACGUUCCCUUUUUUAUUUUUAUUUCAUACAACAAGAGAAUUUGAAGCUUUCGACAUGUGCAAGCAAUAGUAUUCCUCUUCACGUUACUUACUUACUUACUUUGUUUUGUUUAAGUGUGUAACUUCCUGACAUUGAACUCUGUAUCCGAGGAUGUGACAUGACCACGUGUUACCUCCCCUCCUUGACCUACACUACCACGUCGUCUCCGUCUCUCUGUAUCAUCUCAUUCCUCUCAGCUUGAGAUUACCGGUUUCCUGUUACUGUUCCUCCAGCAGCAUUUCUCUAGCUGAGGAUUGUUUCAGGUGGGCCGCCACAUGACAGACGUACCAUUGUAUUUUAAUAAUCUGAACUGUAACGGUCGGAAACGUCUCACCUCCUAUGAACCGCUGCGGUAGAGAGGUUACUUCUUGCAGGGCUAAAGAAGUGCGUAGUUGACUAACACUCGCAUGAUUUUGUUGACUAAUGGAUUAGUUGAUUUUAUUGAGUGUGCUUUGGGUGGACGUUAAGACUAG
Molecule: messenger RNA, 3355 nt
Organism: Etheostoma cragini (Arkansas darter)
Lineage: Eukaryota; Metazoa; Chordata; Actinopteri; Perciformes; Percidae
Gene: sntb2
Product: syntrophin, beta 2
Exons: 7
Coding region: 269-2053 (594 amino acids)
Cellular component (GO): synapse; dystrophin-associated glycoprotein complex; intracellular anatomical structure
Molecular function (GO): protein binding; structural molecule activity
Source: RefSeq, a predicted model, not a curated record